AGAGGCGAGAGGUUUAGUGUGUGGAGCUGUUAAGAGCUCAGCCUGGGCUGUCAGUCCCUGCUCCAGCCGCAGCGAGAGACCUUCUCUUAGAUUCAUAAUCUCUCUCUCUCUCUCUCUCUCUCUCUCUCUCUCUCUCUCUCUCUCUCUCUCUCUCUCUCUCUCUCUCUCUCUCUCUCUCUCUCACACACACACACACACACACACACACGCACACACACACACAAGCUUCAUGGGAGAGGGAGGCACUGACCAUUUUGCUAGUGCUGGGACAAGACUGCGGUGCGUUGGGUGCAAAGACUCUUCAUCUCCACUUCUUGCUUUCGCUGUGGAUACAGAAGACAGGGGAAAUACAGGAUUUGAAUUGGACUAGGUAUUUGUGCACUUGUCUGGCAGUCUACUUAGGAAAGCAGUUGAAUUGGACGAGUUCAUGCCUUAACAGAGUAUAAUAAAAGGGGAAAGCUUGCAGCUCCUUCACGAGGAAGAUGGGAACUCCCCUGUUUCUACCUCUUUAAUAAAUGGAAUGAAAUGUGAAUGGAGGAGCCACACAUUACAUUUGCCUGGGAAAAUCGUUCGGCGGAACUAACAAUCUGGCUACUUUCAUCAGAGGAGGGGGUGUUCAUUACGUGACAGGGGGGAACAAGAAACCAGAAACGGAAUGUAUGAAUCUGAAACUAUUGGCCAAGCAAAGGGAGAAAAAUCAAGAUUUAAUUUUAAACAAAGGUUUUCUAGUCUUUUGUAUCAUAAACUUACUUCAGUGUCUUGUAACCAGUUUAGCGGUGACGGUAGGAUAAACCAGAGGAGUCCUACAUGUGUGCACCAUUAUUAAACUGGCAGACACACCGACAGCCGCCUUCUUUCAUUUAUCAACAUCCAACUGGAAUUGAAAUCUCUUUUUCGUCCAAUAGUUGAUCAUGUACAAACUAUAUAUGAAUAUCAAUGUAUGAAUAGCUUAUAUCCUGGGGUUUAACUAGUAGAACAUAAACGUGGAGCUACAAUUCAGCCCAGUUGAAUAUGAGGAGCUUAAAUUUCAUGACUUUUUUUUUUAAAGAAAGAGUUCUGUUACUGUGAAGCAAAUUCUUAUAGGUUUAUAAAAUGACAGGUAAGAACUUUUUCUCCUCUUAGCACCUUAACGCCCAAGGCAGUGAGCGCAGAGGAGAGGCAGGACCCUGGAAAGGGGUGAGCUCAAGCGACCAAUUGGCCCUCCAGUGUUUGCAACCAGGAUAGAAGCUGCUUUAGGGAGAGGAUCAGACCUCUAGGACAAUCGGGAGACGAAAAAGCCCUUUGAGGUUUGAGGAGGGCAGGAUUUUUUUUUUUUUAAACCUGCGCUAUCCGGAAUGGGACCUGGAGGAGGGAUGUUAUCCUAGGCCUGAACAUAAGUAAACAUUUUGCAUUUUUAGUAAACCAAGCUAUCGCUUUCAGUUAUUUUAAACCAAACCCCUCUGGGCUAGAUGCUGUUGGAGGCGUUGGGAUGGUCCUGGCUGAACAAUAUUAAAGAGACUGAUCACGUAGAAGGAUAAGAAAAGCUUCAGAGACCCCCGUCUUCCCCUCUUCUGUGAGUCGGUGCAAUUAAAAAUGAACAAGAGACUUGGUAGAUCUCGGCACUGAUUGCUCCCCACCCUCCCCCCUUCCCUGACCCGGACCCUCUCCUCCCUCCCCCACCCCAGCCCCCUAAAGCCGGGAUCUGAUUGCAAGCCGGGACCUCCUCUUGUUCCACAUUGUGGUAGUGGAUGCAUUUUUCAUGAGCACUAGGUGAACAGGUGCAAAGUACAUUUGGAAAAUCCAGGCGGCCCAUUUCGGUGGCGUGGCGUGGCGUGGAGGGUGGUAUCCGGCUAUCUCCGAAGGGAUCAUGGAGAGCGACCGGGACAUGUACCGUCAGUUUCAGGACUGGUGCCUCCGGACUUACGGAGACUCCGGAAAGACCAAGACGGUGACCCGUAAAAAAUAUGACCGGAUCGUCCAGCUUUUGAACGGCUCCGAGUCGAGCUCCACGGAUAAUGCCAAAUUUAAAUUCUGGGUCAAAUCGAAAGGUUUCCAGCUCGGCCACUCGGACGAGGUCAAUGGUGGAGGUGGCAAGCAAGUGCUCUUCGUGCCGGUCAAAACCACGGAUGGAGUAGGGGUAGAUGAGAAGCUGUCUUUAAGGCGAGUAGCCGUGGUUGAAGAUUUCUUUGACAUUAUCUAUUCCAUGCAUGUGGAAACAGGGCCGAAUGGAGAACAAAUCAGAAAACAUGCUGGACAGAAGAGAACAUAUAAAGCGAUUUCAGAGAGCUAUGCCUUCCUACCGAGAGAAGCGGUGACACGAUUUCUAAUGAGCUGCUCAGAGUGCCAGAAAAGAAUGCAUUUAAACCCAGAUGGAGCAGAUCAUAAAGAUAACGGGAAACCUCCUACGUUGGUGACCAGCAUGAUUGAUUACAAUAUGCCAAUUACAAUGGCCUACAUGAAGCACAUGAAACUACAGCUCCUGAGCUCCCAGCAAGAGGAGGAUGAAAGUUCUAUAGAAAGUGAUGAGUUUGAUAUGAGCGAUUCCACACGCAUGUCAGCUGUGAACUCUGACCUUAGUUCUAACCUUGAAGAAAGAAUGCAGAGUCCUCAGACUGUUCCUGGUCAGCAAGAUGAUGAUUCAGCUGCAGAGAGCUUUAAUGGCAAUGAGACUGUGGGACCUAGUUCCAUUGCUUCAGGGGGAGCACACUGCAGGGAGAUGGGAGACACAAACAGUAAUGGCAAAACAAAUCUGGAGCAAGAUGAGCAACCUCUGAACCUGAGUGACAGUCCUCUCUCUGCCCAACUGACUUCAGAAUACAGAAUAGAAGAUCACAGCAGCCAUGGCAAAAACAAAUAUAAGAAUCUUCUAAUUUCUGACCUCAAGAUGGAACGAGAGGCAAGAGAAAAUGGAAGCAAGUCCCCUGCACAUAGCUAUUCAAGUUAUGAAUCUGGGAAGAAUGAGAGUGUAGACAGAGGUGCUGAGGACCUUUCAAUGAACAGAGGAGACGAGGAUGAAGAUGACCAUGAUGAGCAAGAAGAUUCUGAGAAAGUCAAUGAGACAGAUGGAGUAGAAGCUGAGCGCCUGAAAGCUUUUAAUAUGUUUGUCAGGCUGUUUGUAGAUGAAAACUUGGACCGAAUGGUCCCAAUCUCUAAGCAGCCCAAAGAAAAGAUCCAGGCUAUCAUUGACUCAUGCAGGCGACAAUUCCCUGAGUAUCAAGAGCGUGCCAGAAAACGUAUACGUACUUACCUCAAGUCCUGCAGGCGGAUGAAAAGAAGUGGUUUUGAGAUGUCUCGACCUAUCCCUUCUCACCUUACUUCAGCAGUUGCAGAGAGUAUCUUGGCUUCAGCCUGUGAAAGUGAGAGUAGAAAUGCUGCAAAGAGGAUGCGUCUGGACAGACAGCAGGAUAGAUCCCUUCACCAUUCUUGGUCACAGUGUUCUCCCUCAACAAAGGACAAGGACGAGUCUGCUUCAGCUGACAAACAAUAUAAACAAGAGGCGGCCCAGGUCACUUAUUCAACAUCAGCUGUUUCUAGCACACAGGAGGUGUUGUAUAUCAAUGGAAACGGGACCUACAGUUACCAUAGUUACAGAGGGUUAGGAGGAGGACUGCUAAAUCUGAAUGAUGCUUCUAGUAGUGGUCCCACCGAUCUCAGCAUGAAGAGACAAUUAGCCACCAGCUCUGGGUCCUCCAGCACUUCAAGCUCCAGACCCCAGCUGAGUCCGACUGAAAUCAAUGCCGUGCGGCAGCUUGUGGCAGGAUACCGAGAAUCUGCAGCCUUUUUACUUCGCUCAGCAGAUGAACUGGAAAACCUCAUUUUACAGCAGAACUGAAUCCCACGACCUUAGCACUCAAUGGGUCUUAUCUUGGAGUUUCCACAAAUGACAUGUUGGUUUCCCAGAGCAUAUGCUCCAGGUAUUGCUGCACGGGCUUUUAGGAGAGUUAUAUACCAUAAAGCCACACUGUACUUGAUCCUUAAGGUGAUGUGUUAAGGUGCUUCAGGGGAACUGGCCUCUGAUCUUUUCGAGGUACUUUCAUGUGUCCAGCCCAUUGCUUUCUGUUUUAGUCUAUCAGCAUAAAUAUAAAAAAGUGACUGUAGAAUGCUAACUCACAGAUGAAACAGAAGAUGCUGUGGUCCUUUCCAUUGGUUCAAGCUGCAAGUGCAAUAUUGUGGAAUAUGCUACUGACUCAUUGGACCGAAAGCUGCAGUAUAUGGCAAAAAACAAUGCCAAAUUUCCUGUUGGUACAGGAUGAAACAGCAAUUAAAAGGAUCUUGUAUUUUAAAAGAAAAUGUAAUUUUUAUAAAAAAAAAAGUUUUUUUCAUUCAAAAUUGUCAUUUUUACUUUGGUAACUUUUUCACUGGUCCUAAAAACUGUUUUGAGAAACUAUUGUAAGUCCCCUUUCCAUCCUCUUUUUUUCUUCUAUCUCCAAAUUCUUUCUACAAAAAAAAAAAUACACUUGAUGCUGGAAAAUCCAUAUAUCUACAUUCUAUAAAUCAUCACAUCACAAACUACUACCCAAAGGAGCCUGCAUUACUUGUGUUCAUGCUGUUUUCAAAGUCACCCCAUUCAACAUGGCAGCUUUCCAAUUGGCAAUUGUCAUCACAGAGUGGGUUCUUUUUUUUAAUAUAUCUAUUUAUCUAUAAAGACAUAUCAUUUUAAAAAAUCACCCCUUGGUUCAUUACAGCUGCUCACUCACGAUUGCUGCUGCUGCUGCUGUCUUGUAGAAGUUCUGGUAGUAGUGAUUGGAUGUAGAUGACUGAAUGUUAAAUGGUUGCAAGUGACAAUCUGAAAAUUUGCACUCUUUUCUGUAGUUUUCUUUCCAUUUUUCUUUCUGAGAUACUUUCCAAAAACAAGAAGGCCAUUUCCUCUCUGAAUAUGCUUUAUAGAAUUCUCAGACCCAGUUUCCAAUGUUCUACCAACUCUCAGUGGAUGCAGCUGUGACUCAUAGUGAACUCUCACCUUGCUUCUUUCUCCCAGCCCUGGCCCUGCUUAAAUGGUGUUUUCUUUGUGCACUAAGAUGAGCCUAUUUUUAAAUAUAUAGAGACAAGUCCUUUAGUUGAUGCUUACUUGUACUAUUUGUUCUGUUGUUUAGCUUUGGUUGGAUAAAAAAGUUCCUUGUACAUUCCUAAAUUUGCCUUAUUUCAUGUAAAAAAUAAUUCUGUAAUUCUGUUUUCAAGGAUGAGUUUAAGGCAUCAGUGAGAUUUCCUAUCUACUUGUUCCAUAGAGUUUUUCAAGUAAUGACUGUGAUUGUGACCCAGUAAUGUGCACUUUUCUUGUGCCUGUGGACAUUGCUAUGCUUUUUUUCCUCUAGUGUUUCUAGAAUUAUUGUUGCUUACAGUUAUGUUUUAAAAAAAAAAAAGAUAAAAAACCAAGAACUUUUGUGAUACUGUUGGUGAAUAUAAAUGUGAAAAACCUAUUGAAAUAUGAGUAUUUUGGAGAUACAUAGAUUCGCAAACAUUUCCAAGUGUGGAUUUAAGAUUCACAGAUUUAAAUGAAAAUUCAAAAAUUGAGGGCUGGUAUAAUUUCUUCUGUUUUGUUUGGUUAAAUAAACAGAUUUCUGUGUUUAAACAUGA
Messenger RNA from Monodelphis domestica (gray short-tailed opossum), 5553 nucleotides. RefSeq names its product nucleolar protein 4 (gene NOL4). Lineage: Eukaryota; Metazoa; Chordata; Mammalia; Didelphimorphia; Didelphidae. The record is from RefSeq and is a predicted model, not a curated record.